Messenger RNA from Puntigrus tetrazona (Sumatra barb), 3349 nucleotides. RefSeq names its product proteasome 20S subunit beta 11b (gene psmb11b). NCBI's taxonomy places the organism in Eukaryota, Metazoa, Chordata, Actinopteri, Cypriniformes, Cyprinidae. The transcript has a single exon. Gene Ontology annotation, cellular component: proteasome core complex. The record is from RefSeq and is a predicted model, not a curated record. The coding region runs from base 840 to 2801 and encodes 653 amino acids.
UUAAUAUUAAAAAAUCGACAUUAAACAAUAUUUUUUAUAUAAAAUGCCCUUUUGCCAAAGUUAAAAUACACACAUAUACUACUAGUGAAAAGUUUGGGAUAAUUGAAAUUUUAAAAGAAGAAGCUUUUAUUUGGUGAAAUAAUAAAUACAGUGUAUAGUAAUUAAAUAGCUGGAUAUAUUUAAAAACAUGUUAAAUGUCUGUACGUUUUAUGUUUGGAAAAUGCUUUAGCCCUGUUUAUAGUAUAGGCCUAUAUUAUUAUGUGCGAUGCUAUAAUGCCUGCUGUAGCAUAUUUUUUGUGUGAGUGAUUGAGUGCUAUGAAAACAUGCUAUGCUUUGAAAAUGAAAUUGCAAACUGCAUCGUCAAGCUUUGGUUGAAAGGUAUACUUUUGCAUUUUCAUGCUUUUCUGGUUAAGUCAAUCAGGGAAUGGUGCUUAUAUAAAAAGCCCUUGAUCCGGUCCCUUUACAUCUGUGGUUAUGUGUUGAGCUUAUGAUGGUAGACUGAACUUUGAAUACAGACAUCAAGUGGAUGGAGAACUGGAUGUUUUAUUCUGGAUCUAUUCUCGUUGCCUUUGCUUUUCCAAAAGAAUGAAGUGGGAAUCAAGAAAAGUGGAGAUCUAAGAGGCUCGGCAUCGAUAUAAACACCUGGAAGACAGUGGAAUGAAAUUCUGAUGUAAACCAGGACUUCUUUACCAAUAAACGGACCCAUAGACCUAUAAGGAAACAAGACUGAAGAUGGCUUGAAAACUUUAAGGCUCAUAUGUGACAUGUUUUUGCAGUUCAUUUCAUACAGUGUAAUAAUUGACAGAGUUACAAUUUAUUGUAUAUCUGCACAAUAGUUUAUGGCUUUGCAAGAUGUAUGCGGCUUGCACAACCCCCAUCUGUUCCCUCAAUGGAGUGCUCCACUCUCACGGUCCUUCAUGCCGGAGGAUUCCACUCAUCUCUCCGGAGGGGGGAUUCAUGGAGAAGCUUUUUCUGCAAGGCUGCCUGGGAGGGGCGGUUUGAGUCCUUUGGAGUUUUACAUGCCCGUAGCUGAAUAUCUCACAGUGAGCCCUAUAAACUUUGGUCAAACUAGCCUCAGUUCAGUGCCGACGAAGCUACUGGAAAUAGACCACCUACACCCCUCGCUGCCGUCCAUCUCUCUCCCUCCACCCACACCUUGCCCCAUCUCUCCCUCCGUUCCGUUACCGUUCACGCUCUCCCACGGCACCACGACUCUCGGCUUCGCUUUUCAAGGAGGUGUGAUCGCCGCAGCCGAUACGCGCUCCAGCUGCUCGGGGCUGGUGGCCUGCCCCGCGUCCCCGAAGGUCUUACCCAUCCACUCUCACCUGGUUGGCACCACUUCCGGGACAUCGGCGGACUGCGCGCUCUGGAAGCGCAUUUUGGCUCGAGAGCUCAGGCUGUACCAGCUUCGACACCACCGCAGACUGUCGACAGGGGGCGCUGCCAAACUGCUCUCCCACAUGCUGCAUCCAUUCAAAGGCACGGAGCUGUGCGUCGCAGCCACGCUGUGUGGAUGGGAUGGGGGCGACGAAAAAUACGAACAUCCGAUCACAGAGAAAGUAAAUACCUCAACCAUUCAAAUGAGUGCCAGUGAUUCAAGCAGCCAGUUAAUAGCAAGUGUUGCCUCAGCUGCAACCAAUCAAAUGACAGCCAGCGACUCAAGCAACCAAUCAAUAGCAAGUGUUGCCUCAGCUAAAACCAAUCAAGCGACAACCAGCAAUUCAAGUGACCAAUCAACAGCAAGUGUCUCCUCAGCUUUAAUUAAUCAAAUGACAGCCAGCGACUCAAGCGGCCAAUCAACAGCAAGUGUCUCCUUAGCUUUAAUCAAUCAAAUGACAGCCAGUAACUCAAGUGGCCAAUCAGCAGCAAGUGUCUCCUCAGCUCCAACCAAUCAAAUGACAGCCAGCGAUUCAAGCGGCCAAUCAACAGCAAGUGUCUCCUCAGCUUUAAUCAAUCAAAUGACAGCCAGCGACUCAAGCGGCCAAUCAACAGCAAGUGUCUCCACAGCUUUAAUCAAUCAAAUGACAGCCAGCAACUCAAGCGGCCAAUCAACAGCAAGUGUCUCCUCAGCUUUAAUCAAUCAAAUGACAGCCAGCGACUCAAGCGGCCAAUCAACAGCAAGUGUCUCCUCAGCUUUAAUCAAUCAAAUGACAGCCAGCAACUCAAGCGGCCAAUCAACAGCAAGUGUCUCCUCAGCUUUAAUCAAUCAAAUGACAGCCAGCGACUCAAGCGGCCAAUCAACAGCAAGUGUCUCCUCAGCUUUAAUCAAUCAAAUGACAGCCGGCAACUCAAGGGGCCAAUCAAUAGCAAGUGUCUCCUCAGCUCCAACCAAUCAAACCAGCGAUUCAAGCGGCCAAUCAGCAGCAAGCGUUUCCUCAGCAUCUCAAACAGUGAUAGCUGCUACUGCUCAGCGGGUCACCAGACGUCGUUGGAGAAUGUGCGGUCCACGGGUGAUAUAUGUGUGCAGUGACGGGCUGCGCCUGCAGGGAGAGCUGUUCUCUGUGGGCUCAGGGUCUCCCUAUGCAUACUCCAUCCUGGACAGCAGUGUUUCCUGGGGAAUGAGCGUACAGGAGGCCACGGCGGUCGCGAGAGAGGCCGUGUACCGUGCCACAUACAGAGACGCGUACUCGGGCAAUAACGUAGAUGUCUACCAUGUGACCUCCAAUGGGUGGAGACGCAGAGAGAGGGAAAACUUGAAAGAGGAGUAUUACAGGGAGCGAGAGAGGGAGAGAGAGAGGGUGGCGGAGAGAAAUGCUGAAAAGAAAGCAAUUUUGAAAUCUGACGAUGGAGAAAUUGUUUGAGGAAGAGCUUAUGUUGAAAUAUGCUGAUUUUAAAAGGAUGGCGUUUUUUAUAGCAAAGUACCAAUUAAAAGGCAAGCAUGUGUUGAUAAUUCAUAGCUCUUCUCGUGAAUGAAUUAAUACCAAUGUUACAAAAAUGUAUGUAUGUAUGUAUUUUGUUUUUGGAGCCCGAAAGGAGAUGAUUAGCAUGAAUUUAUACUUUUAUAGUACUUUUUGUCAUGUGACAAGGCUCCAGACGCACGAGUUUGGAAUUUUUCAUGAAAAAAUAUUUUUUUAAUGACCCCACUUUUCUCACCACUUCAAAUUUGAUCACUUUAUAAGCCAAUUCAGAAACUAUAAUUGAGUGGAAAUGAUCAGUCAUUAUAAUAAGUACCUAGUUAUUACAUACUGAUGGAGCGUACAGUGUAUUCUUUUAAAGCUCUCUUUAUAAUAUAUUAUAAUAUUGAUAUGACACUCAAUUCUUAAACUAUUUCUAUGUCUUUCUAUAGCUUAGGUUCUGUACUGUAAUGUAGGCUAUUCAUAUCUCUUCAUAUAAAUUCAUUUUGCAAUAA